AUGGCAGCCUGGCGGGUGGCCUUGGGCUCUUCCUACCCCAGUCCACUCCCCUUUGCCCCCCCGCAGACUCCCUCCUUAGGGCGGGACGAAGGUGGCACUGGCACGAAGGUGGCAGUGGAUCCACGUCCAGUGACGAGAACACACCACUUCCAGACUCUUCACCUCCCAGGAACCUCCGUGCGCCGCGCGGGGCCGCCCCCAGGCGUGACCUUACCCGUGCUCUGUCCCUGCAGAAUCUCCUACGACCCGGCGAGGUACCCCCGGUACCUGCCCGAAGCCUACUGCCUGUGCCGGGGCUGCCUGACCGGGCUGUUCGGCGAGGAGGACGUGCGCUUCCGCAGCGCCCCAGUCUACAUGCCCACCGUGGUGCUGCGCCGCACCCCCGCCUGCGCCGGCGGCCGUUCCGUCUACACCGAGGCCUACGUCACCAUCCCGGUGGGCUGCACCUGCGUCCCCGAGCCGGAGAAGGACGCAGAGAGCAUCAACUCCAGCAUCGACAAACAGGGCCCCAAGCUCCUGCUGGGCCCCAAUGACGCGCCCGCUGGCCCCUGA
This is a messenger RNA of Piliocolobus tephrosceles (Ugandan red Colobus), 552 nucleotides long. Its product is annotated as interleukin-17D-like. The transcript is spliced from 2 exons. The record is from RefSeq and is a predicted model, not a curated record. Gene Ontology annotation, cellular component: extracellular region. The coding region runs from base 1 to 552 and encodes 183 amino acids. Gene Ontology annotation, molecular function: cytokine activity. Lineage: Eukaryota; Metazoa; Chordata; Mammalia; Primates; Cercopithecidae.